CUUAUAUCAAACACAUCUCACUGUUCGUUUGACAAUUAUCAAAUUCACAAAAUGACUAUCAGAAGUCCUCUUAAAUCUUAAAUUUGAUAAAUCAAAGGGAAUCGAGUGAACAAUAGAGUUGUACACUGGUAUUUUAAUGACCAAAAUCGCUGCAAAAGCAAAAGUGAACUGUCUCUCCUCGCAUUACGAAUUAAUUAAGAUCAGUUUCUUUGAAAUUGGACCAAAAAUGGCGUCGAUAACAAACUUCAAUGACUUGCUCAACUUCUCCAGGUGUUUCAUCUUGAGUUCCUGAGUGAUUGAGGGGAAAUGGUAUUUUCGUUGAUCAAUUCAGAAGCUGAAAUUUACUGGUUUUGGUAGAGGAAAGUUUAAAAAAAAAAAAAAAUGAAGGAUUUUGCUGGGACUCCAGGAACUGUGACCGCGCUUGCUUUGAGGAUUUCGCAGUGUAUUUUUGCGGCCGGCUCAAUUACUGCCAUGGCCACCACCUCCACUUUCUUCAAUUUCACUGCUUUCUGCUACCUAAUAGCUUCAAUGGGUUUACAAGUCAUAUGGAGCUUUGGACUUGCAUUAUUAGAUGCAUAUUCCUUGGCCCGGAAGAAGGUUCUGCACAACUCUAUCUUGGUCAGCCUUUUUGUAGUUGGAGACUGGGUAACGGCAACAUUGUCUCUUGCAGCAGCUUCCGCCUCAGCAGGCAUCACAGUGCUCUUGUUUCAUGAUGCUGGAAAUUGUGGUUAUUUGGGCGAAUGCCAACGGUACGAAGUGUCUGUGGCAUUGGCCUUUUUAAGCUGGAUAACCAUUGCAAUAUCAUCUCUGAUAAUGCUAUGGCUACUAGCGGCAGGUUAGACAAUUUCUUGCUUGUGAUAAAGAAUUUGUUUCUGAACACUAAAAAACCCAUGUGUCAUAGAAGUUUUCAUUAUUCUACAGUGUCAAUACGAAAAAGAAAUAGAAUUUGUUUCAAAUUUUACAUUCAUUUGGAUUCGGAUUUAUUCUUUUUCUAUUUUGCAACAAAAAGAAAUGGAUAGCUGAUUGUGAUCACUGAUCAAUAGAUGGAACUUCCACAACAUUGUAAUGUUUGAAUAGAAAGUAUUAUAAUUACAACAAGUUUACAUUUUCUUCCAAA
Messenger RNA from Jatropha curcas, 1117 nucleotides. RefSeq names its product CASP-like protein 5B3. The record is from RefSeq and is a predicted model, not a curated record. Gene Ontology annotation, cellular component: plasma membrane. NCBI's taxonomy places the organism in Eukaryota, Viridiplantae, Streptophyta, Magnoliopsida, Malpighiales, Euphorbiaceae.